Messenger RNA from Mytilus trossulus (common blue mussel), 474 nucleotides. RefSeq lists its product as uncharacterized. The transcript is spliced from 3 exons. Lineage: Eukaryota; Metazoa; Mollusca; Bivalvia; Mytilida; Mytilidae. Bases 94 to 474 code for a protein of 126 amino acids. The record is from RefSeq and is a predicted model, not a curated record.
GAUACCUGUAGACAACAGCAAAAGGACUCGAAGGUCUUGUAAAUAUCUAUUUGAACUACCCUUACAAUUAAUUGAAGGAAUCAACAAAAAGACAUGGGCUACGAACUAUUUGCUUAUGCUAUUGUUGUAGCACUGAUGGCCAUUUAUGUAUAUAACAAUGAAAGAAGAAUGGCGGAAAUGUUCUAUAAACUUGAUCAAACAGCAUUGGCAAACAUUGAACAGAAGCAUAAGUUUGAACUGCUGGAAAUUGAAAUCAGAAACAAUUUAAUGAUUUCCAACCUACAAAAAGAGAUUAAUGAUAUCAGAGAACUGGCUCAGCAAAAGCAGCAGAAAUUAGAUUCACUUAAUGAAAAAAUGGUAGACAUUGAAAAGAAAAAUGAGAUGAAACUGCAAUAUACUGAAAACAGAAACAAUUUAACGAUUUCCAAUCUACAAAAACAGAUUAGUGAUAUGACAGAAUUAGGUAAAUAUUAA